Messenger RNA from Myxocyprinus asiaticus (Chinese sucker), 5061 nucleotides. It is a transcript of the gene rabgef1l, whose product is annotated as RAB guanine nucleotide exchange factor (GEF) 1, like. The transcript is spliced from 9 exons. Bases 1304 to 2692 code for a protein of 462 amino acids. Gene Ontology annotation, molecular function: DNA binding; zinc ion binding; small GTPase binding. The record is from RefSeq and is a predicted model, not a curated record. Gene Ontology annotation, cellular component: endocytic vesicle; cytosol. NCBI's taxonomy places the organism in Eukaryota, Metazoa, Chordata, Actinopteri, Cypriniformes, Catostomidae. Gene Ontology annotation, biological process: vesicle-mediated transport.
CUGUCAACAACACAGAUGAUUAAAUGCGAUCUGACGAUGACAAACACGUGAUUAGUGAUCGAUUAAACUCAAACUGAAGCUGCUUGAAACAUCUGUUCCUCAAGUUUAGUGCAUCUGACAGCCGGUUCCCACCUCCUCCUUGCCCGUCCUUUAAACUGUUACAGUGGUGCCGAAACUCGGGAGGGAGGAGGGAUGCACUGUCGCCCAGUCCUCAACUGCUUCUCUGCCCUCUGGCGGAUGCCAGCUCGCUCCUCUUCCAGCGGGUGACAGCGAGUCUUCCGGCCCCUGGUAGAUGGAAUCGCUCCUCCCCAUUUUCGGCGGACGGCAGCGACUGCUCCGUCCUCAGGCAGACAGCCUGACGUGGAUGCCAGCAGCGAGGACUCUGCAACAGUGCAUCCCUCGUCCUUCCUUGGUUUUGGUACCACUGUAAAAGUUUUAAUUGUAAAACUCAACAUGAAAUAUAAACAAACACACACACACAUGCAUCUCUCUUUCUCUCAAUCUCUCUCUCUCUCGAACUGGCGCCUCCGGCUCCCCUUUAUCUUGCUUAUCCUGAUCCCCUGAUCAGCUGAUUCAGCACCGGCUGUGCACCCUCACGGCCUGGCCACGCCCUCCUCCUCGUCACACAUAUACAGUUGAAGUUAGAAGUUUACAUACACCUUAGCCAAAUACAUUUAAACUCAGUUUUUCACAAUUCCUGACAUUUAAUCAUAGAAAACAUUCCCUGUCUUAGGUCAGUUAGGAUCACUACUUUAUUUUAAGAAUGUGAAAUGUCAGAAUAAUAGUAGACAGAAUGAUUUAUUUCAGCUUUUAUUUCUUUCAUCACAUUCCCAGUGGGUCAGAAGUUUACAUACACUUUGUUAGUAUUUGGUAGCAUUGCCUUUAAAUUGUUUAACUUGGGUCAAAUGUUUUGGAUAUCCUUCCACAAGCUUCUCACAAUAAGUUGCUGGAAUUUGGUCCAUUCCUCCAGACAGAACUGGUGUAACUGAGUCAGGUUUGUAGACCUCCUUGCUUACACACACUUUUUCAGUUCUGCCCACAAAUAUGCUAUCGGAAAUUAUUGUCCAAUAACUGUGCCUGAUUGACACAAGAGUUAACACUUCUGUUAGUUUACAAUUUAGCAUAUUGAAAGCCAUGUGAAUGAAUCAUUGUUUUUGUUUUGUUUUUCAAGUGAAUAUAAUAAGUGUUGAUUAUUUUCAGAAAUAUGUGUACGUAUCAUUUUCUGUCAUUUAAUUGUAAAGUGUAUAUAGUGGCAUCAGUAUGAGUCAUUAAAGCACUGCAGUGUGUGUUUUCUGAGUGAAGGAUGAACUGUCCGGGCGAACGGCAGCGCAUCAUCGUCCAGCAGUCUGACCUCAUGUGUAAGGCAGGAUGCAGUUUCUAUGGUAAUGCCAUCUGGCAGGGCCUCUGCUCGAAAUGCUGGCGAGAGAAGAACCAGUGCGGCAGAACUCAGCAGAUACAGGACGACCGAGCGCUGGCCGAGAGGUUACAGAGAGAGGAGGAAGCAGCAGCGGCAGCUCAGUCACAGACCUCCGUCACGUCUUCUACAGCAUCCAGCGUGCCCAUCGUAAAGAGACUCUUCACCUCCACUCCCAAAACACCCGUGAGGAGAGACACGGCAGCUCUGACGACCCCCGUCACUCGACACUCGACCUCUGCAGAUGGUGAUCCCGUGACCCAGCACUUCAUUGACUUCCUGAAGAGAUUCAACAGACCAGGAUAUGACAUCUUUAGACAGUGCCACGCCUUCGCUGAGAACAUCGCGCAUAAAAAGGUUGUUGUUGGUGAAGAUCUGUCCGAGUCUGUGCAAGAUUUCUAUCAGAACAUAUCAGAAUAUCUACAGAACAAUCUGAAAGGCUCAUCAGAUGUGCUGGAGCUGGUGAUGGAUGAGGUGGAGCAGUAUGUGAUGUGCCGUCUGUACCAGCGGCUCUUCUGUCCUGACAUCACUGAUGAUGAGCAGAAAGAUCUGAACAUACAGAAGAGAAUCAGGUCUCUGCACUGGGUGUCUAUUGCAAUGUUGUGUGUUCCAGUAGAUGAACAGAUUGCUGCAGUGUCAGACAGUGUGGAGAGAGCUAUUACAGAGCUGAUAGACAUGGACUCUAAACGAGUUCCUAAGGAGAAGUUGUGUUGUGUGACGCACUGCAGUAAACACAUUCUGACGGCAGUUCAGGGCAGUAAGAAAGCGGCGGCAUCGGCAGAUGAUUUCCUGCCCACUCUGGUUUAUAUCAUCCUGAAGGCCAAUCCGCCGCGCUUACACUCCAACAUUCAGUACAUCACACGCUUCUGCAACCCCAACCGCCUCAUGAGCGGAGAGGACGGAUAUUACUUCACUAACCUGUGUUGUGCUGUGGCCUUCAUCGAGAAGCUGGACGCGCAGUCUCUGAAUCUCAGUCCAGAAGACUUUGAGCGCUACAUGUCUGGUGCGGGGUCACCUGAGACAGCGUUGGGCCCCGGGGCCACUUCUUCCACCCACUCCUCACAGAAUUGUUCAUCUGUCCCUCAGAGGUCAGGACGAGAGCGAGCGCUGGAGUCUGACCUCAUCGAGUGGAGAGACGGUCAUGAACACUCUGUGUUGGGUCUUCUGGACAGAGCAGCUGCUCACACAAACACCUCCAGCAGCUUCUCCAUUGACUCAGAGAACAUUGGUGGAGAUCAGCUGCCUCCUCCACUACAGCCACAGAAGUUCACCGGAUAGAUCUCGUCUUCACUCAACAAUUCUGCUUUCUGCAGGUGAUUCUGGGUCAUGAUGCUCUCAAUUCAAACAAGGUUUUUUUUUUAUCUAUAGAGCUGCAACAAUGACUAAAGUAUUUGAAUCUGAAAUUUGUGCCAUCUUGUGCCGCACAGGUCUGUUUGGUCACCGCCUCUGACCUAGUUUCUUUACAAUCUGAAUUUCUGAGAUCUGAAUGUGAGAGACUUGUAUUUUGAGUUCUGAAUUUCUUCUUAAACUGUAAUUAUAUAAAAUGAAUUUUUACAGCUCAUUCCACCUCUAAAAGAAAACAAAAACUGCUCUUUAAUAAAACAAAUUGAUAAAACGCACUUUAAAAAAUCUUUCGUUUUGUUAAAUGUCAUAUGUAAUGUUCAAAUGAACGCAUUUCAGAUGAGAUAAGUCAUUGUUGUAGUUUCAUAUUAAUGGUCAUCACCUCUCGGUCUAACUUAGACAACUUAUCCGCCUGUUUUUAAUGAAGUUUGUAAUAAAGGUGUGUCAGGAGAUCGUUCAUGUGAUCAGAAAGAAUAUAAGGGUGAAUCUCACAAAACCUGUCAAGAAUAUAUCUAGCUCAUAUUUUACCUUAAAAUCAAAAGAAGGAAAGAAAAUUAAGCCUGUUUUUAGGACCAUUAAGAUAAAGUUGUAACAUAUUAACACAUUUUCCAAAUUCCAUUACUCUAAUAAAUUUGUAUAAAUAUACAGUACUGUGCAAAAGUUUUAGGUACAUAAGAAGUUUCACAAAAACAUUUGUCUUAAGAUGGUUAUUUAUAUCUUCAGCUUUAGUGUGUCGAUAGGAAAUAUAAAUGUUAGACUCCCAAACAUUACUUUUGCAAAUAGAAAAGAUUAGAAUAGAAGAACAGGGAGCCCUGCAACAGAUGUCAUUGCCCCCACAGACCCCCUACUGAACAUCGUGUCAGUCUGAGAUUACAUAAAGAGACAGAAGCAAUUGAGACACUAAAUAGAUAGAAGAACAGGGAGCCCUGCAACAGAUGUCACGGCCCCCACAGACCCCCCACUGAACAUCGUGUCAGUCUGAGAUUACAUAAAGAGACAGAAGCAAUUGAGACAGACUAAAUAGAUAGAAGAACUGUGGUGAAUUCUCCAAGAAUCUUAGAACAUCCUAUCUGCCAACAACCUAGAAAAACUGUGUCCAGGUGUACCUAGGAGAAUUGGGGCUGUUUUAAAGGCAAAGGUGGCCACACCAAAUAUUGAUUUAGCUUUUUUAUGUUUACUGGACUUUGAAUGACAUUAAGUGAUAAAUGAAAACUAUUUAUGGCAUUAUUUUUGAAGACAUCCUCACUAUGCAACAUUUUUCACAAGUGCCUAAAACUUUUGCACAGUACUGUAUAUGUAAAAUAUCUGGACACAUUACAGUAAUAAGACUUUGGGUGGGAAAUACUGUAUGUUUGUCAUGAAAAUAAUGUCACAAAACAAAACAUUGAAAUUAUCCUAAAUAUAGGCUUAAGUUUCUUUUAAAAAUAGUAUAAUUUCUUAUUUUUUCUUUGGAAUUUGGGGUGAAAUAUGACCUAGACAUGUUUUCGUGAGAUUCGUCCAUUUUAUAUAGUCUAUUUCUCUUGAUUUUCUGUUUCUAAUUUAUUUUUGUAACUGGACAAUAAGAGUGUGCUACAUGCUGGUUAUUGCUGGUUAUCAUAAAUAUCAUUUUUCUUUUGCAUUUUGUGUUUUCUGCUUUAAGCAAGUCGCUGGAAUACAUAAUUUAUUGGAACAUAUAAAUUAUUAAGAGUAUAUAUGGGAGUUGCAUCUCCCAUGAGUCAAUAAUAGUGUACUGACAUUAAUGGUAAUUUGAAUUGAAAACAUGGAUGUUGAAUACAGAUAACUGAUGUGGCAGUGUAGUUUUAUUUUGGUUAUUGUUAAAGCAUUUAUGAAAGCAUGCGGACAUGAAGUGUAAUGAAACAGUCCCUGCUGUGCUUUAACAGAUAACUGUUUAAUAGCAAGUGUAUUUAAUGAAGAAGAAGUCUAAAAUAUUUAUUUAGUGUUUAACUUACAAAAAAUACUGUUACAGUGUGAAAUGAUUCAGUUUUAAUAAAAAGUAAAGAGUUAUUUAUUUUAAACAUGCUUUUUUCUUUUUCUUGUAUGCAAAAUCUUACAACUAUUACUUUUGCAUUAAAGUUACAAUUUUGUUGUUGUAUGUAAAUUUCGUCAUGGGCCGUUUGUGACUGUCAUUUAGUUAUCCAAGUAAUCCUGGUAUGAAGCCAUAAAUGCAAUUUAAAAAAUGAGAAAUAAAAUAAUCGUAUGAAAGAAUAGAAAUUCUUUAUUAAUUCUCUAAAAACAUUUGCAAAUAUGAUCUCUCCUUUUUACUUUGAAUGCAUUGUUCUUUUAUCAGUCUUUUUCCAUUCAUAUCA